GUAUCAGUAGUUAAACCAAUCGAUCUGAUUUAAUAUAUGCAAUUCUAAAUAUUUGGAGAACAUAUAAUAUGUUGGAUGUUUAAAGUUAGAGGCGAACUCAAAAUAUUUGGAAUGUUAUAAAAUCUGCAAAAUGAAAAGGUGAAAUUUAUGGAAAACUAUAAAUACAGCGGCACUUAAAAAGUAUGGACGAUUAUGAAGCAGGAAUUUUACGAGGAAGUACUUCACAGUUUCCGAGAAUAGACACUGGAUAUGUCACUCCCGGAAGUGAUUACAUGUCUUCUUUUCGAGGAUAUCCGAAAAUUGGGUCUGUUGAAACGGGAUCACAUACCGGAAGUACAAUGACUCAAAAGCGUCUCCGAUACUCUGCAUCAAGUGACGGAUCACAUAAACUGGAAACAAAACAAAGGAAACACGACAACCGCCCAGAAAAGCAUUAUUCUAUCUCAAGUAGAGUUCAACGAAAUUCUGAAAAGGGUUUUGAAAAUUUCGGAAAUUCGAAGCAAAGAUUCGUGCGCGAUCAUACUGUUCCUGUCGUUAAUAACACGAAAAAUAGUUCUACUGUCGCAAAAGCGCAUACAGACCUUUCUUAUGAGAAAAUAAGUCCUUUGAAACUUUCAAAUAGUGCUACGUAUAGAAGAUUAUCUACAAGAGGUUCUUUUGAACGAACUAAAGCAUGGUGCCCGCCCCUUGUUAGCAGUGAAAGAUAUAACGAAUCCAAAGACAAAUUGUUAAGCGGUGGAAAAUUUAAACAACAAAUACGGAAGUAUUUUAAUGAAGAAACACCUUGGUGGGAGGAAAUUUCCGAAAGCGACGACGAUGGUUAUGACACGGAUUUGGAUAAGCAGAUAGGUUUCGAUCUGAUAGCAGACGAAAGAUCUCGAGAGGUCUUGAAAGAUGGUGCGUUUCCGGAAUAUAAACAGGAAUGCCGUAAAUUUAGAAGUAAUCCGAAUUCAUACUUCCUGCGUCAUUGUCUGGAUGACGAAAUGUAUAUGAAGCAUAGGUACCUAAGCAAAGGAGAUUCAAUCACAUUAUCCAAUUUUAUUAAGAAUGAUCUAACAUUUAGUACGCUUGACAUAGAAGACAAUGCUAUAGGGCCUAAAGGGAUGAAAUACUUCAAAGAAGUUUUGCAUGAGAAUAAACAUCUCACAGAAAUGUAUCUUGCCUGUAACAAUCUUGGUCCACAGGGAGCUAAAUAUCUACGGUCAUCAUUAUCUGGCAACUGCUUUCUUCUCAAGUUAGAUAUUUCAGAGAAUAACUUAGGUGAUAAAGGUGCAAAAUACAUCGCUGGAAUCAUUGAGGACAAUGUCACAAUGAAGGAGCUAAUUCUAGCUGGUAAUGACAUUGGUGAUGCAGGCGCUACUUUGAUCAGCAAAAGUCUGGGAAACAAUAUCUCUCUGAAAUUGUUAGACCUUGGCUGGAAUAACAUCCGACAAAUUGGUGCUUUAAGUCUGUGCUCUGCUUUAAAGAAAAAUACAGAGCUCGAGAUAUUCCUGGUUUCCAUGAACGGGUUUGGCGAAGAGGGAGGGAAAGCUUUGGUAACAGCUUUACAGCAGAACAGUACAGUGAAAGAAGUUGAUCUCUCCGCAAACCGAAUUACAGACAUCGUGCUCAAGUACCUGACACGUUCGCUGGACGAAAUACCGAACCUGGCUGUUUUAAAUUUGGCCAACAACAACUUGACGUCAAAGCCAGCGGCAGACUUUCUCACAACGGUAAUGGCCAAUCCUAACGCAUUUACGGAAAUAAAUUUUGAGGGUAUAGAUAUCGCUGAAGAUUUCAAGGGAUUGUCGAACGCUCUACAUGUAGUCCACAACAUCAAAGUAUCAUACAGUCUGCCGCCAUCAAAACGCGAUGUCACAUCAGAUAUUCUCACCAGGAACCUUAAACGCCUAUGUGAGUUCAUGGAAGAGGAGGAGAUCGAGGUGUACGACUUGUUUCCUGAUUACGACGAAGACGAUGACGAUGAUCCUGUAUUGAUUACCAUCAAAGAAGCACUUUGUGCCUUAGAGUUUUGCGGAAAAAUCACGAAUGUAGAAAAACUCCAAAGACUGAGGGGACAACUCCGGUAUGGAAGACGAAGGAAGUUCCUGUUAAGUGAACUUUGUUCGGUGUAUGAUUUAGUCAUUUGUGGCAAAGACCCUCUCCAAGAACAACCACUGCGGACACACCUAAGACGUUCUAUCAAACAAGAGAGGCUAGAACAGGAGAGAAAGGCCAACGCCGCGAAGAACAGAAGACGUUCCAUAUUUACUACUAACACGUAAACUCCUGGCACAAGCGCUUAAUAGACUGGUUGAAACAUUUUGACUGGUUUUCCGGAAGUGUUUGACGAGUUGGUGGUCAAUACUCAUCGAAUGGUUCCAACAGGAUAACUUCUUCAGUGUUUCAACGAAGACUGUUAAGUUUGUCAACUGCUUUUCAAACAUACUGACCUGAACAGAGUUCUACAUGCAUAGUAAAAAAGCAGGUUAUAACCGUAGAGCUGACAGAUAUAAUAAAAGAAGCAUUAAAGCAAGACGUAUGGGUAUUGCUCUUUCAGAACAAUGGUAUUUCUUUCGGUUUAUAAAACUUUAUAUCAUUGAAUACAACUGUUGUGAAACAAACGUUUAUUAAUAUUGGAGAAACUCACAGUUCUUUUAUCAAUAUUUAUACAGAAA
Molecule: messenger RNA, 2657 nt
Organism: Mercenaria mercenaria
Lineage: Eukaryota; Metazoa; Mollusca; Bivalvia; Venerida; Veneridae
Product: leucine-rich repeat-containing protein 74A-like
Exons: 14
Coding region: 183-2264 (693 amino acids)
Biological process (GO): nucleocytoplasmic transport; activation of GTPase activity
Cellular component (GO): perinuclear region of cytoplasm; cytosol; nucleus
Molecular function (GO): GTPase activator activity; small GTPase binding
Source: RefSeq, a predicted model, not a curated record